AGAUUGUGCCAAAAAAGACACUUUGCUAAUCAUUGAAAAAGCAAGCAUGACGCAGCGAUCCUUGCGUACGGAUAAAUUACAGCGUGACGAAAAGCGAUGUUUGCAGCAAAUCAUACCUAAUCCACACAGAUUUCCCGAUAGGUGGAUUGAUUAUGAUCCAGUGGGGAAGGAUAUGCCGGGAACACGGUUUGUUGCCUUUAAGACACCCCUGCGACACAGUUAUUUCCUAAAUCGUGGUGAUGAAUUCGACGUGGAAAAUAUUUUCGAAACGAAGAAUUUACUGCAUAUGGCCAAUGCUGCUGGUAAGCAAAUAGGUCUUGUUAUUGAUUUAACAGCAACUACGAAAUAUUAUGAUCCUCGUGAAUGGACUGAUGUCGGUGUUAAGUAUGAAAAGAUAUGGUGCAUGGGACAUCACAUAAAUAUCCAAGUGGAAAAUAUUGAGAAAUUUUAUAACGUCGUCAAUGAUUUUCUAUCAAAACAUGUCCAUACUGGUGAAUUAAUUGGCGUCCAUUGUACGCAUGGUUUGAAUCGAACGGGAUACAUGAUUUGUCGAUACUUGAUUGAAGUCGAUGGCUGGGAUGUUGAUAGUGCCAUUGAACAAUUCGAAUAUUGUCGAGGUUAUAAAAUUGAACGGAAGAAAUACAUUGAUUCAUUACGGGAUGAUUGUGUCAGAAGGAAGCAUGCUAUUUUAUCUGUGGAAUAUCCUGGAAAACAUGUUAACGGAAUACUUGACAAACGACAAGCUCAUCUGAAAAAUGUUUUGCCCUGUAUUGAUCUGAAUGAAUUUGUUGCGGCUACUUAAUUAACAAAUUUUUUUUUCAUUUAGG
Messenger RNA from Loa loa (African eye worm), 827 nucleotides. Its product is annotated as dual specificity phosphatase. Gene Ontology annotation, biological process: protein dephosphorylation. Lineage: Eukaryota; Metazoa; Nematoda; Chromadorea; Rhabditida; Onchocercidae. Gene Ontology annotation, molecular function: protein tyrosine/serine/threonine phosphatase activity; polynucleotide 5'-phosphatase activity. The record is from RefSeq and is a predicted model, not a curated record. The coding region runs from base 47 to 802 and encodes 251 amino acids. The transcript has 5 exons.